AUGCCACCCAGCGCACCAAUUCAAGACAUUGACGACACCGCCAAUGCAAUUCUGCCGGUUUUGUACUCCUCGACAGACGAUGAAAUCGGUAUCUGGUGAGAAUUUGAUUCUGAAUUUCAUAAUGAAUUCGCGGAUUUCUUUAGGCGUGAGGUGCUGGCUUCCAAAAAAACAAGUGCAAACCAAGGAAGCGCUGUGAUUGUCCUCGGCGAUAAUAGAUGCGGCAAGUCGUCAUUGCUCUCUCGACUCGACAAAGCAGAUAGAUCUGUGAAGCCGAAGUCUCUUCUUGGAUACCGCGUUCUCCAUGUGCAAAACGAUGCACGAGACGCAAGCUACGCUUAUCAACUGGGAACUGCUGGUGCCAAUCUGAAUCCCUCGGAACUUCUCCAAAUUCCUGUUUGGACGCUGGACGGAACCGAAUCAUGCGCUUCUCUUUUGAAGCACGCGUUGCCCGCUUCUCCAGCUGAAACAAUCUUUGUUCUUUCUGCGAGCAUCGACAACCCCAGUAAAUCGUUUCUGGAAUAGCAAAGGCCAAUUGCUCGUUUGUUUCAGAUCUUAUUCAUUCCUUAAAUAGAUGGGCAAAUGUGUGCAGUGAACAGGCGAAAAAACACUUCUCAAACGAAGACCUGAAAGCUGGAAGAAAACAACGUAAGUUUUGUGAUAAAUUUUAAUAAUGUAGUUUCUUCAGAGGAACGCCUCUGGCAAGAGUACGUGGACCCGGUGGAGUCCCAGAUGAGCACUUCCGUCGUUGGAAACUUCUCCGACGAGCACAACUUACUUCCUCUCGAUUCCGGAACUCUUGUUGAGAACUUCGGAGCUACUUUCAUGGUUGUCAUUACUAAAUCCGAUCUGGGUAAUCGACUUGUCGAAAACGCAUAACAACGUUCUGUGAAAGUUUUAGGAAAAGAGUUCACUGAGUCACAGUUCGCGAAGAUUAUUGUCGCUUUACGCAAACUGUGCCUCAAACUUGGAGCUACUCUCGUGUUCACAAGCGCGAAAGAAUCGAAGAAUAUUCAAGUGCUCCAGAAGUAUAUUGUGCAUCGCUCUUUCGGAACUGCUUUCACCAGUGCUGCCCAGGUCAUCGAGAGGGAAUCGAUCUUUGUCCCGGCCGGUUGGGACGGCGAGAAGAAAAUAGAUAUUAUCAGAGUGAGUGACUCUCGAAAUUACGGUUUUCUUACCGUUUUGCGAUUGUUAGGAGUCGGUUCCGGAUGCUGACGGAACUCUUGAGCCAACUCGUGACAAGCUGAGGCCAAUGGCGAAAGAACAGUUGAUCGAAGCGGAAGAGGAUCAAGACUUUCUCAAGAAACUGAUGGACACGUUGGCGGCAACAACGAACACCGGCACUCAGCAGAAAAGAAUUGUUCCCGAAGAAGCCGCCGAUAAGGACAGUCCGCUUGCCAACUUCUUUUCCAACCUUCUCAAGGUACUCCCAACCCCAAUUACAUUGCUUCAAUCAUCGCUUACAGGAUAAGCCUGGGAAGCCGAACUCUCCCUCGAUCGCUUCUCAGCCAAUGGAAGCAACUGCUGCCCAGCUCGACCGUAUUCUCAAGUCUGCACAGGGCAGCAAACCCCAAACGGACAGUGACGCAUAA
This is a messenger RNA of Caenorhabditis sp. 36 PRJEB53466, 1589 nucleotides long. Lineage: Eukaryota; Metazoa; Nematoda; Chromadorea; Rhabditida; Rhabditidae. The record is from the annotation of a GenBank genome assembly.